AUGUAUGUAGGUUUGGCGAAUGAUUUGGUGUUUCACUACAAUCGUGGGUCAUUGGAUAGUGACGCUGUGCCAAUGGCUAUAGCUCAAAAUUUCCCAUGUCGUAGUAUCUUGGAAGAAUAUACAAGGAAUAUUGAUAUAAUGCAUGGCAGAGUAGAAGCAGUUUUCCGAAAGGCUUUUUAUUCUGUGUAUAACAGAUGCGGCUUCUUGCUGGUUGGUAUAGUAUGGUGGAUAUUCUUGUUCGGUUUUUAUGGGAUUAUUAUGCUUUUCCCACUAAUCCUUAAGUUGUUAGUGUCGCCAUUCAUUAAAGAGCGAGUUCGAAUUCGUAAGGAAGCUAUCAAUUUAUUAGCUAAAGUAUGUGAGUCGAUAAAGUUCCGCAUAGACUCCAGCAAUUACCAUCACUAUUAUACGAAUCCAAUUCUUGAAGCCACGAGACAAAAUGCAUACGAAUUUGUAGAAUUUAUUGUGUCCAACUUUCCAGAUGCAAUUUGGUGUGCCAACGAAGAUGGUCACAAUAUUAUUCAGUAUGCUGUGAUAAGUCGUUCAGAGAAGGUUUAUAACCUACUAUAUCAGAUGAGCGAACAUAAGAAUGUUUAUAGAACAAUUAAGGACCCCUAUGGAAAUAACUUGUUACAUUUGGCUGCAAGAUUGGCACCUAAUGAUAAAUUGAAUCGUAUAUCAGGGGCAGCUUUACAAAUACAACGUGAACUGCAAUGGUUUAAGGAAGUUGAAGGAUUUGUAUGUCCUCUAAACAUCAUACAAAAGAACUCUUUCGACGAAACACCUCAAAUGGUAUUUACAAGAGAACACAAGGACCUUGUGAGUGAGGGAGAAAAAUGGAUGAAGUCCACUGCAGAAUCAUACACAAUUACAGCUGCAUUAAUCACCACCAUUGUGUUUGCAGCAGCUAUUACAGUGCCUGGAGGAAACAAGGACACUGGGAUACCGACUUUUACUAACAACAUUGCAUUCAAAAUAUUUGCAAUAUCAGAUGCGAUAUCGUUAUUCACAUCAGCUACUUCGUUGUUAAUGUUUUUGUCAAUUCUCACUGCACGUUUUGCGGAACAAGACUUUCUCUUCAUGCUGCCUACAAAGUUGAUCAUUGGUUUGGCUACCUUGUUCAUUUCAACGACAGCCAUGAUAUCAGCUUUUGGUGCAACAUUGUACCUUGUAUUUGGUCAAAGCAACUCAAUGAUUCUUAUUCCAAUAGCUGUUUUGACAUGUCUACCAAUUACUUCUUUUGUAACCCUCCAGUUCCCUCUCGUCGUAGACUUGAUGAGUGCCACAUAUGGUUGUAGUAUUUUUCGUAAGCAAAAUGAUAGUAUAUUCUAUUAA
This is a messenger RNA of Lactuca saligna, 1332 nucleotides long. The record is from the annotation of a GenBank genome assembly. Lineage: Eukaryota; Viridiplantae; Streptophyta; Magnoliopsida; Asterales; Asteraceae.